This is a messenger RNA of Ipomoea triloba (trilobed morning glory), 938 nucleotides long. RefSeq lists its product as uncharacterized. The transcript has a single exon. The record is from RefSeq and is a predicted model, not a curated record. The coding region runs from base 238 to 594 and encodes 118 amino acids. Lineage: Eukaryota; Viridiplantae; Streptophyta; Magnoliopsida; Solanales; Convolvulaceae.
CCAGUGCCCUAUGUUCCUUAGGAAAUGGAGGAAAUCAUGGCUGCUUUCCCUAGUAUAAGUUCCCUCCCUUGCCCCCCUUGUUUUCCCACCUCUCUCUCUCUCUCUCUCUCUCACUUCAUUCCCAUCCUGCAAAUUCUCCCCUACCAAGAAACUCAGUAAACUACUAUACUGCACAUUAUUCUUGUUUCAACCCAACCAUAUAUUCUUGAAGCAGAAAGAUUAAACAAGGAAACUAAUAUGGACAUAGAAUUGGCAAAGUGUGAGUGCUGUGGAUUGAAAGAAGACUGCACUCAAGACUACAUCAGUGAGGUGAAGGCAAAGUUUGAUGGGAAAUGGCUGUGUGGUUUGUGCUCUGAAGCUGUGAGGGAUGAGGCUAUCAGAGGCAAGAACAUGCAGCACUUUGGCACAGAAGAAGCUGUCAAGGCUCACAUGUCUUUCUGUCGAAAAUAUAAGUCGAAUCCCGCCAUUCGAGUCGCAGAUGGGAUGAGGCAGAUGCUAAGGAGAAGAUCGGGCGAUCUCUCGUCGUCGCCCUCUCCUUCCAAGAAGUUUUCGAGAUCAGCUACCACCUCUGCUUCUUCGAUCUCGUAUUACUAGUGUUGUUGAAACAUUGAUUGGGCUCGAGCUCUCGGGAUUGGGGUUCAAUCCUUUUUUUUUUUUUUUUUUUUUUUUGGCUAAAAGAAAAAAAAAAAAAAAGGAGGGGGAGCGGGGGAGGGGGAAGCAAAAAAAGGGUAACCUCAACUUUGGUUGAAAUAAGGUAUAACAACCUUUUUCUUGGCAAAUCCUAUAUCCCAUGAUCAUGGUUUCUUGUACAGAGUAUGUUGGUCAAUGGAGGCACAUAGUUUUGGCUUUCCUUCUGUUAUUGCUCAUUUUUUUUGCUUUCCUUUUCUUUUGUCUCUACAGUAAUUGGUUUCUGAGAAGUCAAAUAACACUUUUUUCAA